AGUUGGACCUCGAGUUGGGCUGCAGGUCCCUUCCAUUGCAUCCUUUUUUGGCUUCAAGGCUCUAAGUGUGGGGCGCCAUGGCUGAUGGGCCAGAUGGGCCACAAGGUGGGCCACAAGGUGGUCCACACGGAGGGCUCCCACACCAGCCAGAAGUGCCAGGUGAUAAGGUGGAGUACAAGCUUCAGGGAAGAAUCUUGUCGGUCAGAAAGGCCAAUGGAAGUGUCUCCCCAGUUCUGACUGGAAAAAGUGUCGUGCUGAAGUCUGUCACCCAGGAUGAUGGCAGCAAACGUUCCAUCACUAAGGCCACUUGGUUCACUCCGCAGUUGAGCGUGUCAGAUGAGGAACGGGAACAUGUCCGGAUGCCAUUCAGAGAGAAGCCACGGGAAUGGCGCAAACAACGUCCACAUGAAAGGCAUGGGAGGUAUAUGGACUCCAUGGACUAUCACAUGAGCAUGCAGAGGGAUCAUGCAGAGGCUUCUGUGCCGCAAUUCGCUCAGACCUUCACAGAUCACAGGAGCUAUCAGAAUGAUCCUGGAUCUCUCCAGGGCCCGCCACUAAUGGCAGACUUGCGCCAAACGGCCGCAGGUGAACUUGGAGCGCCAAGGGGGGGGCGUUCGAAGACGGACAGCCCGGAGCAUCCAGAAGUCACCUCCGGCUCAGCGGCCCCAGGAAUUCAAGGGAUCCAAGGGGCGCCUCAAAGCAUCGAGCCAGUGAACGUGCCACACGUGCCACGCGUGCCAGAGAACGUGCCACCAGUGCCGGGUGUGAUUGAGACAGAUUUUGUGCCAGAGAUGGCCCAUUCUUCGGAUGAUCAAGAUGGAGAUCACGCAGAGCAAAGCCUUGAGCUGGACGACAUCUUGGACUCCAAGAAGGGCUCCAAGACCUCUGAUAGCCGCCCCAACACCGCCGAGAACGGCUGGGAAAAGUCGGUGGUGCGGAUCUUGGGGCUGCUGGAGGAGCAUUCCAAGUUCAAGAAAACCGCCUUCCGUUCACGGCGCCGAUUCUUUAACAACCUCUUCUUGUCCGCUCGCCUGGGCAUGUGGAUGGUGAUCUUGUCCGGGCCGGUGAUCGUAUGGCCCGUGGCACAGUAUUUCAACGACUUUGGGGACCGAAGUAGCAAAUAUAUGGCCAGCUAUGGAAUGGCAAUGUCCAACUUUUGCUUCUUGCUCUCGCCCAACGUGGGCAUGGGAAUUCGCUAUGCCCUAGAGGGUGUGAUUGGAACACUGCUGGCGCUGGCAAACAUGCUGAUGCUCAACCAAGCCUUCGGAACUUUCAUGCAUGGAGGUGCCUAUGCGACCAGGGAGGAGUUCACGGAUACAGCUGCAAACAUGGUGAUUUACAGGUCUGAGUGGCUUCCACUCUGCAACCUUGGCAAUGGAGCUCGUUUUAUCACCACCAACUCCACCUCGGAAUUCAUGCAGCAAUGCUUCCUGAACGUGCACUGGUCCUCUAUGACCGAUGGAGGCGUUCGAUCCGCCAUUGUCUUGGUGGACCUGGCGCUGUUCACGGCCCUGUUUCUGGGCUUUGGCUUCGGAGCCUCCACCAGGAUCUACGCCUUGACCUACCUCACGUUCUGGCUCAUGCUCUUUGUGAAUCCGGGCUCGGAUGCCUACAUGGAGAAUCCUUCGGACCCCUGGACUCAGUCCAUCAUGACCUGCAUCGGCUGCAUGUUGGCGGUGGUGGGGCAAUUUCUGCCCUGUCCCAACACGGCCCUGGGCAAUGCCACGAAGCUCGGCCGUGAGCUCACGCAGUCCGUGGCGGCCAUCCUGGAGAGCCUGCCGUUUGCACCUCGUCACGAGACCCGCGUACCUCUGGAGUCGGCCUUGGAGGCACCCCAGCUGUGGCUGAAUGAUCUGGGGCAGCUCUGUGGGGCGGCCUGGUUUGAGGACCUGGGCAUUCUCCCGGGCCGUGCGCGGCGACGUCAUCGCCUGGAGCAAUACGUGGAGCUGCAGGCGGCCCUGCUGCAGCACAUGACCUUGGCGUCGCGCCUGGGGGCUGCGUUGACGGAUGAGGAGCUGACGAAACUCGAAGAGAAGUUGCCCGCGCUGGUGGACGUUUGUGCUUAUGCCGCUCGAGCACUUCCUGCACCAGAAGCUAAGGUUGACCCAGACGUCUUGGAGGAUCUAGACCGGGCCAUCAAGGACCUGGAGCGGGAAUUUUCCGCGGCCGUAGGCAAGUUUUCCCUGACAGGGCCCAUCUUGAGCUUCACGCUGGCGGUCAUCUCCAUCGCAUCAGGUGCUGUGGAACGAGUGAAGGUCUUGGAGAAGUCGCUGCCGCCCGCCGAAUCGGGACUCUGCAGGGUUUGCAGGUGGUUUUCGGAACUCUUUCGAAGACUGGAACUGCCACAGACCAGAAGCAAUCCCUCCCACAAGCUCUUCGUCUUUCGCAGCACCUUGGCCAUGGUCCUGGCCUUUCUCUUCGGUUGGGUGGGCCUUGAGCGGGCGAUGGUGGCCUACAGCUUCGGCGCGGUGGUCACCGUCUCGGUAGUGGUGGCGAACACCGGGCAGGCGGGCUUCUCCUUGGGCCUCAUCAUGACGCGCUUAAACAGCGCCGUGAUUGGCACCGUGAUCGGGCAAGCGGUGCAACAAGUCUUGGCGGUCCAAACGGUCUUUCAUGCAACUCUCUUUGGCAUCUUCAUCUGGUGCUACAGUGUUUUUCUGAUUUUUCAGAUCCUGCACUCACCAGAUCAUGCUUCAACGGCCUUGCCGGUUCUGGCCAUCGGCAUUGGAGGCCUGGUUCCAGGCAAUGGGGUCUUUCGUGUCUACAACGCUCAGAUCGAGCCAUCAGCCGAGAUUGCACUGGCAGCCAGUGUGAAGAGUGCUGUCUUUGGUGGUGGAAUCAUGUUGCUCAUCGACCUGUUCCUCUACUCUAGUGCAAGAGGUAUCUGUCAAAAUCAGCUGCGAAAGGCUUUUCAAAAGUCCGAGGGCUUGUUGCUCCGGGUCAUGGGCUUAAGAGCUUCCACCAGUGCGGCGAAUGCCGAUGGAUCUUCCAAUGAAGAAACCCGGGUACUGAUGCACUUGGAUCAGGUGGCCAACUUGUUACCCAUGGCGAAGAAGGAGCCUGCACCUCGUGGCAUUGAGUUUCCCAUGUUGCUCUUCAGCACACUGGAACAGUCCUUGCGGAUCAUCGCUAUCGAACUGGGCACACUCGAGUGGAUGUUGGAAGUCUCAUCCAAUACAGCUUUGGUUGGACAGGAAGAGUUGGGCCCGCUGCUCACUGAGAUUGAAGGCUACCUUAGCAAGAUGAUGUCCUCCUCUCUGGUGAUGUUCGAUGACAUUUGCAAGCGCAAGUUCCUCAGUGCGGCCGCUGCCGGCGACCUGAUCUCAGAAGCUUCCAGCCUUCGUCGCGACAUUUUGGACAAGGAAUACACGCGCAUCUCCACAACCAACGCGAAGAUCGAAACGCCCAAGGCACAGACACGACGUUUGUCGAAUCUGGCGCAGGUGGCAGCUAGGAGGAACUCAACGUCAGGUACCACACACAACUUCCAAAAUUUGAUCCAACAGAUUCGGGAAAAGGCCAAGGAAAAUCGUGGCCUGUUGCCCACCUCUGAUCUUUAUGCUCAAGUGGAGCUGUUAGUUUCCGUCUUGGCCACCGUCAGCAGACACGCCCAGACGAUUCAAAUCACCUUAGCCCAGUAUGGCUAGGACCUCUCAUCGGAAUCCUCCAUGACAUGUCACCAGUCACCAGCACUGCCAUCUUUGUUCAAAAGGUGGGCGCAUUUCUGUGUUUAGCCAGGUUUCACACAGUUUCGAAGGGGAAAACCUCUAUCCAGUUGCACGAUGUUUCAGUCUUUUCGCUGCGCUCUUAGAGCUGCAGUGCAUGAGUUACACAAUUAGUCAGG
Durusdinium trenchii is the source of this 3844-nucleotide messenger RNA. The record is from the annotation of a GenBank genome assembly. NCBI's taxonomy places the organism in Eukaryota, Dinophyceae, Suessiales, Symbiodiniaceae.